This is a messenger RNA of Manis pentadactyla (Chinese pangolin), 4420 nucleotides long. RefSeq names its product interleukin 7 receptor (gene IL7R). The transcript has 8 exons. Gene Ontology annotation, molecular function: cytokine receptor activity; protein binding. Gene Ontology annotation, biological process: cytokine-mediated signaling pathway; hemopoiesis; positive regulation of receptor signaling pathway via JAK-STAT. The record is from RefSeq and is a predicted model, not a curated record. Lineage: Eukaryota; Metazoa; Chordata; Mammalia; Pholidota; Manidae. Bases 137 to 1543 code for a protein of 468 amino acids. Gene Ontology annotation, cellular component: external side of plasma membrane; membrane.
GUAUAAAGCCCUAACACUGUAGAUUGAAGUCUCUCUCUCUUGCUCACUCACUCCUGCUCUUGCUGUUUCAUUCAUUCCUACGCAUAGGCUUACACACCUCCUCUCUUCUCUCCUUCUUGCUUCUUUUGCUUUCAGAAUGAUAAUUCUAGGUACAGCCUUUGGUAUGGUUUUCUAUUUACUUCAAGCCGUUUCUGGAGAAAGUGGCUAUGCACAGAAUGCUGCAGGUUUUUCCUCCCCAGAAGGCUUUGAAGAUGCGGAAUUGGACUACUCAUUCUCGUGCUACAGUCAGUUGGAGGUGGACGGCCACUCCGAACACUUGCUGAUCUGUGCUUUUGAUGACCCGGACAUCAACAGCACCAAUCUGGAAUUUGAAAUAUGUGAUUCCCUUUUGGACAUAGACUGCCUGAAUUUUAGUAAACUGCAAGAGGUAUACUUCAUCAAGACAAAGAUAUUUGAACUGAUUGGAGACAGCAAUAUAUGUGUGAAGUUUAAAGGAAAGAACAUAAAUUGCAGAAAAGUUAACAUAGUCAAGAUAGUUAAACCUGAGGCUCCUUUUGACAUAAGAGUCGUCUACCGCGAAGGAGCAAAUGACUUUGUAGUGACAUUUAAUACAUCACACUUGAAAAAGAAGUAUGUGAAAGAAUUGAUGCACGAGGUAGCCUACCGCCAGGAAAAAAAUGAAAGUGACUGGAUGCAUGUGAAUUUGUCCAGUACAAAGCUGACACUCCUACAGAGGAAGCUACAACCUGAUGCCAUGUAUGAGAUUAAAGUACGCUCCAUUCCUAACCCCAUCUAUUUUGAAGGCUUCUGGAGCGAAUGGAGUCCGAGUUUCCACUUCAGAACUCCGCUUCAGGCCCGAGGCCCCGCUGGGGUGAUGGAUCCUGUUUUACUAAUUAUCAGCAUUAUGAGUUUCUUCUCUGUGGUUCUGAUGGUCACCUUGGCCUUCGUGUUAUGGGAAAAAAGAAUUAAACCUAUUGUGUGGCCCAGUCUCCCUGAUCAUAAGAAGACUCUGGAACAACUGUGCAAGAAACCACAAAAGAAUUUGAAUGUAAGUUUUAAUCCUGAAAGUUUCUUGGACUGCCAGAUUCAUAAGGUAGAUGGCAUUCAAGCUAAAGAUGAAGCAGAAGGCUUUCUUCAUGUCACUUUUCCACCACAACUAGAGGAGUCUGAAAAGCAGAGGCUUGGAAGAAGUGUGCAGGACCCUAGCUGGCCAUCUGAACAUGCAGUCAUCACCCCAAAAACUUUUAGACAAGAUCCAAUCCCCCAGUGCCGGGCUGGGGAUGUCAGUGUGUGUGAUGGCCCUGUGCUCCCCUCCUCCAAGUCCCCAGGCUUCAGGGAAGGUGGCAAAAAUGAGCCUCAUGUGUACCAGGGGCUGCUGCUUAGCCCUGGAACUACAAAUAGCACCCUGCCCCCUCCAUUUCCUUUCCGAUCAGGAGUCCUGACAUGGACUCCAGCUGCCCAGGGACAGCCCAUCCUCGCUCCCUCAGGAUCAAGUCAGGAAGAAGCAUACGUCACCAUGUCCAGCUUCUACCAAAACCAGUGAAUUGUGUUAAACCCAGGACUGGAACCAUUGUAACCACCAAAGAUGCCUGAGCUUCUCUUCCAGCACAAAGAAAACAAAAUUGAUGUAACUCCUCUAUAUAAUCUACAGGAUUCCAAAACAUGGCUUUGACCACUGUGCCCUCUCCUACCUGCUUCAGGGCAUCUGGCAUGAGGCAGCAGCCCUCUGCUUCAGGCAGCCCAAGUGAUUCAAUGAUUUCAGAAAGAAAAAAAACAGAAGAGAAUGAAAGAAAGGGUGGAGAAAAGGAUGGAGGGCCGAAAGAAGGUGGGGAGCAGGAAGGACAGCCCCACUGUCAGGAUCACCGCGUCUCGGUGCCGCGCUGCUGCUCUACGGCUCUGGCCUCCCCGCCUCCUUGCAGCAAUCCGGGGAGGGGUUCACUUAUCAUCAUGAUCCCUUCAUGGGAUGAUGCUGAGGCUAAACGGGGUUGAAUACCAUGUCCGCGUUUCCCAGUCAGCUAGGGGUGGAACCAAGACCUGACGGCCGGGAGUGUCUGCCAGGCCCUUGCCUUCCUCCUGACUAGGGACUGUCCCAUUCUCGAGUGCCAACCUCGCUAAUACCAGGGUGACUAUAUAAUGUAUUGUCCAAGCUGGGUCACUUUUGAAAGUGAAAGGGGAAGUUAUAAAUACUCACUCCGGGACAACCAGCAAAUGGGCACAUGUGGUCAGCCAAACCAAACGCUGUGUGAAAGAAUGUGGGAGAGAAUGGUCUCACAAUGUGGGAAGCACCAUGGCCAGCCAUGUCUACUAAGGGUUAAGAAGGCAAGAAAAAGCCAAACAGCCCAUUCCAUUUUGUUUUUCUAAAAAAGUGUUCAAGGGGGAAUAAACUAGAAGCCCAGAAUUUCUAUUGUUAGUUGUCAACAGGAUGAUCCUCUUGCUGCCGCCACCCAGCUGCAUCCAUCAGUGAACUGUUGCCCACUCUGGACACAGUGCAUUUGAGCAAUAAGCCAGAGAAAAACCUUCCUAUGUGGGUAAACAUUGCCAGCUCAGAUUCAUUUUCAUCUGUCUGGAGUUCUACAGCCAUGAAUGUUCCCAGGAAUUCAGGGAGGAGCUACUCUGCCUGGGCCUGCAGUGAGCCAGCCGUCUGCAUGUCCUUGGAGAUACAGAGGAGACAUGGUGUUAACAUUUGAAAUGGGUCCUCUUGCAUCUCCUGGUCUGAUGAAUUCCCAGUAACUAUCUCAGUGACUGAGCAGUCUCAGCUCUGGGGGAUGCAGCUGUCCCCCAGCCCUGGGUGUCUGCAGAACCACACAGGCAGCUGGAGUGGUACAGGAGGUAAGGAAGGACACAGGUUUAAGGUUUUAUCUGGGGUCUGUCAUUGUUGCAUUUAUUUCUUUGUGCCAUCUUUUGUUUAGGGCCAGGAGCUAAGUGUUUUUAAUUUUUUAAUUUUUUCAUCGGUUUUGUUUUGUGAUGUCUGUGAAGGGAGUUUUAAAUUUUGGACUAACAGCCAGCCUUUUCUGUUAGCUGAGAGGCCUAAUGAUAAUCAGACCAUCUUAUUUUUCAAGUGAGUGUUGUACAUUCCAAGUCCUUUUCUCUGAAUCAGCAGUAAUGAAUAUAAUCCCAUAAUCUCUUAGAUUUUCUUAGGGCCUUGGUGGUUUUCAAAGGACUCCCAUAAGCAUUAUGCCUUUCAUAUCUUUGACAAGUAUUUAUGGGAAGUCUGCUAUGUGUCAAAUAGCAGGGGUUCAAAUAACUAAAGACAAAUAAAUUUGGGACUCUGCCUUCACAAAGUGAAAAAUCUAACGCUAAGUGUCAGCUUUGUAAACAAAUGAUUGUAACACCACCAAACGCUAUAUGGGGAACAUGUUCAAAGUGCCCUGUUGCAGACAGUCAGGGACAAUGCCACAAAAGUGAUAAUUCAUCUGCAUGGAGGGAAAGCGGAAUCUUCCUGAGGUGUAACAGAAGACAUUUUGUCCAGGUGGGCAUGUGUUCUUCACCCUUAGAAGAAAUAGGAGCCGAGUCGCAAAGAGGAGGUGACCCCAGGAAACCUUAAAUCCCCUCCGACCUGCCUUGUGCCUGAUUCACAGGUGUCCAGUGGGGUAUGCAUUGUUAUUAUCUUUAACUUAAGGGCAAAUGGGGACACAGAGAAGACACAUUAAGUUACUCAUUCUUACAUGUUAAGUCAGGACUAGAGGCUGUAAAUUUGUAUCCCUGAAAUAAGUAGACAAUCUCUCCAAGAAAGGAGUAGAUAAAUCUAGAGGAAGAUCAAGGUCCCUCAAGCUCUAAAAUUGUUCAUUUCAGGGUUGUUUAGCUUAGCUUAUCAUUUGAAUUUAGUGUAUGACUAUCUGUUUGUUACUAGGAGCAUUUAAAAUCCAUGUAACAUACUCUUAUAAUCAUAACUGCUGCUAGUGCUUGAUUAUAUAUUCAGGGAGAAUGUAUCAAGUAAGAUUACAAAUUUGUUCUGAUCAACUCCCUUUUGGAUUUCAUUAAGAAAAAAAAAACUGGUCAAAGACAGUGUACAAGUCAGAGAUAUAAACUGCUAGCUCUGGAGAGCACGAAAUGAAAAGAAGACUGAUAAACAGGUAGCUGAUUUGGCCAAUUAAACAACCAUCUGUAGGUCUAGGGAACCCUGGCUUAUUUGAUUGAUUUUCUCCCAGACUUCGCCUCUCUCAUUCUGGUAUUCCAUGGAAAUUCACUUCAGAAAAGCUGAGUACAUACUUGUGUUUUCAGGACGUGUCUGGAGGGGCUGUAAGACUUAAAAUGGUGAGAAUGUGGUAGAUGUAGAUCAGAUGGCAUUUCUGCCAGCACAGUGGUUUUUCUCUGGGGUUAUUCUGAAAAAUAUCCAAUGUUCACUACAGUGAAGGUCUCUGACCUGACAGCGUACUUUCCAUGUGCAUUACAAACUUUUUGCAGAGCUGCUAAGUAUGUA